AUGAUUCCAGCAGCUACUGUAUUGCGAGUGUCAUCUCGUCUCGCAAGGGCAUCUACUACUCGCACACUCUUGGCCUCGAAGCACACGCUGCCUGACUUGCCGUAUGAUUACAAUGCCUUGGAACCAUACAUCUCUGCCGACAUUAUGAAGAUACAUCACCAAAAGCAUCAUCAGACUUACAUCAACAAUCUCAAUGUCGCUGAAGAAAAGCAACACGAACUCAUCAACAAGAACGACUUGGUGUCACAAAUCGCACUACAAGGGGCUCUCAAAUUCAAUGGCGGAGGACACAUCAACCACAGCAUCUUCUGGACUGUCAUGGCUCCACCAAAGCAAGGAGGCGGUGAACCACCAAAGGGCGCCUUGUUGAAUGCCAUCAACAAGGACUUUGGAUCAUUGGAAGCAUUUACAAAAUCAUUCAAUGCUUCAACUGUUGCUGUACAAGGAUCUGGUUGGGGUUGGCUGGGAUACAACAAGGCGGCCAAACGUUUGGAAAUUGUUACGACUGCAAACCAAGACCCAUUGACGCAAUUGGUGCCCUUGUUGGGAGUUGAUGUCUGGGAACAUGCUUACUAUUUGCAAUACAAGAAUGUCCGUCCAGACUACUUGGAUGCUAUUUGGCACGUCAUCAACUGGAAGUCACGACGCGGAGCUCACGAUAUAGUGCAAAGAGAAGGGUCAAACAAAGUGUUUGUUCGUGCUGGACCUGGAGGACGGUCUAGUGUAUCUGGACACACAGCUACAGUGUUUGGAAGUACAGGUUUCCUGGGUAGAUAUCUCGUCAACAAUCUAGGCAAGAGAGGAACACAAGUCGUCGUUCCAUUUCGAGGAAACGAUGACAACAAGCGACAUUUGAAACUUAUGGGUGAUUUGGGUCAGAUCGUGCCAUUGCGCUUUGACGUCCGUGAUGAGAAAUCAGUCGCUGAAUGUGUUAGACACUCUGAUGUCGUGUACAAUCUCAUUGGUAGAGAUUAUGAGACUAAGAAUUUCACAUACGAUCAAGUCAACGUCGAUGCUGCCCGUACCGUCGCCAGAAUCGCUAGAGAAGAGGGUGUGUCCCGGUUGAUUCAUGUGUCUGCUCUCAACGCUGACGUGAAUUCACCUUCUAAAUACCUGAGAACCAAGGCUCUUGGUGAAGAAGCUGUAUUAUCUGAAUUCCCAGAUGCAACGAUUGUUCGACCAGCAACUUGUUUUGGAUAUGAAGAUCGAUUCUUAAAUAGAAUUGGAUGGUACUUGGUCUGGCCACCUGCUUUACCUAUUGCUGGAAACGGCAUGAAUAAGAUUAGACCUGUUUAUGCUCCAGAUGUAACUUUGGUAUUGGCACGAUUGCUGAAUGAUAGUCAAUCUAUGGGACAAGUUGUUGAGCUACCAGGACCUACCGAGUUCUACUAUUACAGCUUCAUCAAAAUGUUUUGUGAAGUAACUCGUCGAAGUCCUCCAAUUGUUUACAUUCCAAAACAACUUGCCAAGAUUGUUCCAACAUUUAUGGACAAACUCAUGGCAUUCCCUAUUGAUACUCCGGAUUCAAUUGAAAGGCAAUGUAUUGACGAUCGCUUCUCAAAAGCAUCUCUCUCGUUCGCCGAUUACGACGUAACACCACAUACCAUUUACGAAACAAUUGGACAAUUCGCUCGACUCUUUGUUUCACAAGAGUACCAGAAUGCUCCAUUAAACAUCCCAAGAAAUUAUUCUACGGAUGCUAUUAAUGCCGCGGCUCAAUGA
This is a messenger RNA of Synchytrium microbalum, 1722 nucleotides long. RefSeq lists its product as uncharacterized. The record is from RefSeq and is a predicted model, not a curated record. Gene Ontology annotation, biological process: superoxide metabolic process. The transcript is spliced from 20 exons. Gene Ontology annotation, molecular function: metal ion binding; superoxide dismutase activity. Lineage: Eukaryota; Fungi; Chytridiomycota; Chytridiomycetes; Synchytriales; Synchytriaceae. Bases 1 to 1722 code for a protein of 573 amino acids. Gene Ontology annotation, cellular component: mitochondrion.